Molecule: messenger RNA, 2687 nt
Organism: Folsomia candida
Lineage: Eukaryota; Metazoa; Arthropoda; Collembola; Entomobryomorpha; Isotomidae
Product: scavenger receptor class B member 1
Exons: 8
Coding region: 244-1701 (485 amino acids)
Cellular component (GO): membrane; cytoplasm
Molecular function (GO): scavenger receptor activity
Source: RefSeq, a predicted model, not a curated record
UAGUUUGAGUUCAUUCCAACCCCGACUUCGGAGUAGCACACACGGACGAGCACCACACACGCACGCGACUUUUUUCUCUAUUUUCUUCCUGCACACCCGGCUCCCGGUUUAUUUAGUACCCGGUUUUCACAAUCAGUUUUCAAAUUUUUGUUGCCAUUUUUUUACGGGGAAAAGAGAAGAGUUAAUUAAUUAUUUUGGACUUUUCUGCCUACGUGGGAGGAGAAGAAGGAAGGAGUGGUAAAAAUGCAGAAGUUACCAAUUGUUCUGCUUGGUGUGGGUCUUUUGCUGGCCGUGGGAGCCGGCCUGGUGGGUUUUUUCAUCUUCCCUGCCAUCAUUGAGAGCAAGGUGUCACAGCAAGUGCGGCUCGUCAAGGAUGGUGACACUUACAAGAAGUGGGAAAACAUUCCAAUCCCGAUAUUCAUGGAAAUUCACAUUUUUAACGUGACCAAUCCCGAAGAAAUUGUAAAGGGUGGAAAACCCGUGGUUCACGACAUUGGACCAUACGUGUAUCAACAGCAACGAAGGAAAAUUAAUGUGACAUUAUUCGACAAUGACACGAUUGAAUAUCAACAAGUUAUAGAGUACUUUUUCCGUCCUGACAAAUCUUCGGGUACUGAGGAUGACGAGAUUUCAGUGAUUAAUCUUCCAUUCGUGGGCUUCGCCGCAAAGGCAAUGAAAAAGGGGACCGUAGCCCGCAGCUUGGCUUUCGAAACCAUGAGAGAAGAUCAUGAAGAUGAACCUGUAUUUUUAAGGCUGACUGUUCGAGAAUUUCUCUUUGAGGGGUAUUGUGUCCCCUUUAUGAAGACUAUGUCUGAUCUAUCGGGUGAACAGUUACUCGUAAAUAAUACUUUUGGACUGUAUUUCAAUAAAAAUGGAACUACCAAUGACUGGCUCUCGGUCUACGCAGGGGUUGAGGACAAUACCAAAUUCGGAAACAUUGCGACUUUCAAUCGCGAACCGACUCUUGAAUUUUGGAAUGAAGAUCCUUAUUGUAACAUGAUCAAUGGGUCGGAUGGUGCCUUGUUUCCACCAUUUGUAACAAGAGAUAGAAGAUUGGAUAUAUUCAGUCCAGAGCUUUGUCGAUCUCUGUACUUGGAGUACGAUAGUGACACUACGAUUCAAGGGUUGACUGGGUACCGGUUCACUCUUCCCAAAAAAGUACUUGAGGAUCCCAGAGUUAAUGACGCCAACAAAUGCUUCUGCACCGACCCUGGUGUUGAGAUGGCCAAGUGUCCCAAACAAGGGGCUUAUCAGCUUGAGAGCUGCAGAAAAGGUGCCCCCAUAAUUGUAUCCCUUCCACAUUUCUUGGACGGAGAUCAGGAAUAUUUAGAAAAUGUUCUCGGCUUACAACCAGACAGGUCAAUCCAUGAAACAGUCAUCACACUUGAACCAACCACAGGAGUCUUGUUAGAAGCCAAAAAACGAAUCCAGAUCAAUCUUGACGUAGCACCAAACAAAUAUCUUCCAAAAUUAAAGAAACUUCCAAACGUAGUUCUUCCAAUAGUUUGGGUUGAUGAGUCUGCCGCAUUGACGGAACAAAGCGCCGAAAGAAUCAAAGGAAAGUUGAUCAAACCACAGGAAAUUGUGGGCGCUGGAAGUUGGGGAAUACUUGGUUUUGGUGCUUUCCUGAUCCUGUUAGCCGUUCUCAUCUUUAUCAUCCGAUCUCGAAAGCAGAACUACAAGCCAGGAGCGACUUACUAAACUGCAAGUGAAUAUGUAGCAGUUGGAAAGUUCACCAAUUACUUUAGAUCUAAAUUAUAUUGACAGCUUCAUUCAAAUCGUUAGAAUCCGGUAUCUGUUAAAUAUUAUAUUGUUUUGUUUUUGUUUUUUUUUCAUUCGUGCCUCAAAAGAUUUUAAGUCUCAUGAGAAAAUGUAGUCUAACUUACGAGCUUCAUUAUUAUACAAAGUUGCGGUUUUUCUCACUCUUAUGUUUCGAGUAUGGAAAUACAUACGUGGUAAAAAUGGUGUGAUGUAUAGUCAUGAAUAAUGCAAAAUGCUUGCGAUAUUCAGUCGAUAUUAUUUAAUCAAGUCCAUGUCAGUGUUUGCAAUACUACUAUUAGUUUUGCAGGUACAAGUUUUUGCGAUCACUGUGAUCUAAUUAAUUAGGUGACGAGUAUAAUUAGUUAACCUGCUUUAUCAUCACGCAUGUCCAGUUAGACUAGAAAUAGCGGUAGAAACAUCAUUGUCAUUAACCACAAUUGAAUGUUGUUAUAAAUGUGGAUUUAUUUUCUGGUACCACACUUUUAGUUUUACUUCCUAAAUCUCGAUAUAUAUUAUUUCUCUGUUAUUUUGAAAUUCUUUGGACCAGCCUCGAUUAUUACAAUGUACCACGAAAAAAUUGUAAAACAAGAGCUAAGCGUUACGCCGAAAUGAUCCUCUUCGUAAAUAAAUAUCUUAAAUGAGAACUUAUCGAUUACGUAUCACAAAAUGAGGAACUCACAAAGAAAGUGAAUAAAUUAUAUAUAUUUGUACUGUCAAAAACCUUGUCGUUUGUGUCGUAGUAAUAAAUCUUUCGAAAAAGUAAACUCUUCACGAGUUCGACCAGCCAACAUACGUUUGAAAUGCUACUAUAAAAGUGCCAUGUAAUAAUAAUAAUUUUAUUAAUGCGCUUUUGUGUCUAAAAAUAUGAAAUGAACUUAUUUGUAUGCUCAGCAUGGAAAUCGUGAAUAAAUAUUCAUAUAAAUUCA